Molecule: messenger RNA, 1913 nt
Organism: Scomber japonicus (chub mackerel)
Lineage: Eukaryota; Metazoa; Chordata; Actinopteri; Scombriformes; Scombridae
Product: pentraxin fusion protein-like
Exons: 4
Coding region: 111-776 (221 amino acids)
Source: RefSeq, a predicted model, not a curated record
GUUAUCGAUAUAUUUUAAUGGGGAGGGGUUUGGGUGGUCAGGCUAUAAAAUCCCUCUAUGCAGAUACUCCAUAGCAGCUUCUUCACAGAAGCACAGUUUGUUCAGACAAAAUGAGAUUUUUAUGCGUUCUUUUUCUCACUGCCGUCCCUGCGGCGUUGGCAGCGAUUGCUACCAUGAAGUCAGUGGUAUUCCCCAGAGAGACAAAUACCGAUCGUGUUGAGUUGGCUCCUCUUCAACCUCUGAACUUGAGGGCGUUCACUCUGUGCAUGCGUGUUGCCACAGAGCUCACUGGCCAGCGUGAGGUCAUCCUCUUUGCUUAUCGGACUCAAUACUAUGAUGAGCUGAAUUUGUGGCGUGAAGCUGGCGGCAGAUUGUCCUUGUACCUGAGUUCAUCAGAAGUUGUUGCCUUCAACGUCCCUCAGCUUGGUGCCCUGGAGACCCACCUGUGUGUCACCUGGGACUCCAGUACAGGUGCUACUGCCCUCUUCAUGGAUGGAAGGAAAAGCCUGACUAAAAUCUACAGGCAGGGUCACUCAGUGCGUUCUGGAGGCAAGGUCGUCAUUGGACAAGAUUUUGACAGUUAUGAGGGUGAUUUUGAUGCCAGCCAGAGUUUUGUUGGUGAGAUGAGUGAUGUCAAUUUGUGGGACUCUGUCCUCUCAGAGAGCACCAUCCAAGACUUGUCCUCUGGGAAGGCAACAUCAGUAGGAAACGUUUUAGACUGGGGAAAAGAGUUUAAAGCCAGUGUAGGAGUAGUGAUUUUAAAUCGUGAACUGUAGCUGUAAUGGUCACAUAUGACAUGCUGGAAUAAUGUAGGCAGUGUCAUAAUGUAAAAUAAAGCCAUAUAGUCAAUGUAGCCAGCUUAAACCUGUAUAACAGUGAUUAUCAACUGGCGGCCCGUGGGCCAAAUCCGGCUCGCCGAACCAUCCAAUCCGGCCCGCGACUGGAUUCCAUAAUUAUGAGGAUCAAAGAGAAAAUAUCAUGUGGUCCAUACUAUUAAAGCAACUGAAAACAGCAACAACUGAGACUCUUAACUAUCAGUAAUCCCCACCAUUUAUGACUCUAUACAUUCUGAAAUGAGGACAGACACAAAAGGAGGAAAAAACAACUGGCAUAACUUAAAAUAGCAUGGUAUACCUGGUACCAGAACAAAACAGGUCACAAAUAAUGUUGUGCCCUUACACAGGGAAAGUAGUGAGGGAAGAGGGAUGAAUAAACACACACUCUGAUCUUGCCUUCACUUGUCUGUACUGAGUGAGGAAGAGUAGCGCGAUUCCCCCUACUGGAGCCCUGAGGCAUUACCAAUAGAUCGACGCAUAAUCAACCCAGACAAAGAACACACAUUACCUAUUUGUAUUAUUUACACUCUGGCUGCAUAUUCUCCACAGUAAUAACCUUAGCAGUUUAGUUGAAAUAACAAUGAAAUGAUGUGUUAAGAAGUGGAACACAAGGCAUAACGCUGAAAAGGAAUAAAAUUAUGUUUCUGGAAAAUCAAAUUAUUUUUAAAUUCUUAACUACCACAUUCGCACAUCAAAUAAAAAGUCAAGGCAAAAUAUCUCUAUCACUCCUGGUGGUUGACUGUGGUAUAGGUGAUAGGAGCCUGACUCAUAAAGGCUAAAAAAUACCUUCAAUUUGUAAUGAAAUGGAAAAAAAUAUAAACAAUAAACAUCAAAUAAUAAUGUUAUGCCAAAAUUUGAUUUUUAUUUGAGGGUCCGGCCCCCAAGGUGACUGUCCGGUAAAAUUUUGGCCCUCUGACAAAUAUAGUUGGUGACCCCUGCUGUAUAACAUAUAAGCAGAAGAUGUUUUUAUGGUUAAAGUCUGUGCACUAAUGUCAGUGUCAUUCAUGAGCAUUUCUUACCACAAAUGUGGCUUCUCACUGUAAUUGUUUUCAAUCCAAUAAAAACCUUUGAUGAUAA